CAGUAACAAAAUUAUUGUUCAUAAUAUUUUUGUAUUUACUAACAAAAAACUGUUUUUAAGAAGUGUUUGAGUGAUAAGAAUGUUUAUAUAUUAAAACUGUUGUUUAGUUAUCAUUUCUACUAAAUGAGUGGGUGUAAUUUGUUAUUGUAUUGUACUUUGACUUAAUAUUAAUGUUUAUAUAAAACAGUUUAAGUACGUUACGGGCAAUUGGUCUGUCUCUUGAUUUAAACGCUGUGUUAAAGCAUUUUCUUAUUUUGUAAUAGAUUUACUAAAUCGAUAAUAAAAAUGUGCUGUGAACUGCCAAUGUUGAAGAGAUGUCUUCUGUGCAUACCUCUACGUUAUGGGCUGAUUGGAUGGGGUUAUAUCAGACUGGUGAUAGAUAUAAUCGUGACAGUGGCUCUUACAAUAGAGUUCAUACAUGUGUUGGAGAUGGUGCAGACCCGGUCCUACAGUGUAAGCAACCUGGUUAUAAUCGGUCUAAUCAUACUGCUGGGCGUCGCAGACUUUACGCUCACUGUCGUGUUUAUUAUUGGAGCACAAAGGAAAAAUGUGAAACUGCUGAAGAUGUGCUACGUGUACAACAUAGUGCUGUGGGUGCUGAUCAUCAUCUUGGGUGUCGCCGUAUCCGUGUACACGGUGUACCUGAUGUACCAACACAACGUGGCAUUCCUUCACCAUAUCUUCUACAUCCUUACUGAUCUCUUCACUUACCUGUCUCAGAUAUUGGUACAAGGAUACUUCCUGUUGCUGGUGAGAAGUGAAAUAGUAAAAUUGGAAAACAGUAGUGAAUUUCAGUUUGUCAACAAUGCAGCUGAAUCCGAAUGUAGAAUGAAAUGGGCACAAGAUGGCAUCACUAGCGCGCAAGAAGAACAAACUCAAGAAAUUCACAACUGUUAGGAGAUUCUAGAAGCAUUUUAUUCAACUUCUGUGAUUUUCAUAAUAUAUACUUAUAAUAACAUUAUUUAUGAAAUAACGUCUAUAAUGGAAUGGAGCUAGUGGAGAACAGUCACCAGUGACCUCUAGGGGACUGGCAGGCAAAACCGAAACACGCCAUAUGCCGGAAUACUGAAACGUUACUCAAUUUUAAGUCGUGCUUAAAUAU
This is a messenger RNA of Spodoptera litura, 1102 nucleotides long. RefSeq lists its product as uncharacterized. The record is from RefSeq and is a predicted model, not a curated record. NCBI's taxonomy places the organism in Eukaryota, Metazoa, Arthropoda, Insecta, Lepidoptera, Noctuidae.